This is a messenger RNA of Darwinula stevensoni, 4344 nucleotides long. Lineage: Eukaryota; Metazoa; Arthropoda; Ostracoda; Podocopida; Darwinulidae. The record is from the annotation of a GenBank genome assembly.
UUAGACAUCAUAUGAGGAAUCUUGCAGAACUCUAUUGGGGCAAUGAAGAAAAGAGAAAUGAAUCACUCCUGCCAACUGCCUUUGCACUGAGACAGAAGAAUGUUCCCCCAUCUAUUCAAGCUCUUAUCCCUGAGGAAAUGGGGGGGAAGCUGUAUCACAAGGACAGGGAGGCAGAGAUCAGCCAUGGAGUUGCAGCUUUGAGACAGCGUAGGAUAACUCACAACAAUAUGCUCAACAACCAACCUCCUGCAAUUUUUGGAGUUCGAGGAGAAGAUGCCAAAGAAUCUGCAUAUUUGUCAGGUGUGUUGGAGAUCCAUGAGUCCAAGCCUCAAAAGUUACGAUUUUUUGGGAUUGGAAUAUCACUACAGAUGAAAAUUAGAUUCACUACAAAACCUGAGAAGAGAGGAACGUCAUGUGAUGAGGCACAGUCCACAGAAGUAUUCCAGUUUCUGGAGGACACAAUCUCACUAUAUUCUGGUGUAGUAGAAGUGAAAUUGGAUCUCCUACCUGAUGAUGCUGAGGCAUAUUUCAUCUGUUUGAAGAGCACCAAUCCCAAUAGUCCCACAUGGAUCCAUCAGGGCGAUGAGAUUGGAGUCAGAAUUGUGACAUUUGCUAAGCUAAUACCCUUCUGGUUGAACAUCCUUGGCAUAAUAUUCCUCCUCCUCCUUUCAGGGCUCUUUUCAGGCCUGAACCUAGGACUUAUGGCUCUUGAUCAAACAGAACUGAAAAUUGUAUCCAAAGUAGGAAAUGAAAAGGAAAAACGAUAUGCCAAAGUUAUAUUUCCCCUGAGGCGCUUGGGAAAUUACCUUCUAUGUUCUAUCCUUUUGGGAAAUGUGGUAUUAAAUUCAACAUUGACUAUCCUGAUUGAUGAACAAGUGGAAGGAUUGACUGCAAUUAUUGUAUCAUCCCUGGGUAUCACCAUAUUUGGAGAGAUUAUUCCUCAAGCACUCUGCUCUCGCUAUGGGCUUGCCAUAGGAGCUUGGACCUCAUGGAUAACAAAAAUUGUGAUGGUGCUCACUUUUCCACUGUCAUUUCCCAUCAGUAAAGCACUUGACUUGGUCCUUGGUGAAGAGAUUGUAAAUGUUUAUGACCGUGAACGUCUCAAGGAACUUGUGCAGGUGAGCCAAUUCAAGGAUAUCCACAAGGAAGAAGUGAAUAUAAUAUCUGGUGCCCUUGAUCUGAGGAAGAAAACUUUGAUAUUAUUACCUGGUUGGAUGAUGUCUUCAUGCUCCCCUAUGAUGCUGUAUUGGAUUUCAACACACUCUCUGAAAUACGAAGACAAGGCAAUACCCAUCUAUGAUGGAUCUCCCAACAAUAUAGUGUCGGUGUUGUUUGUCAAGGACUUAGUGUUCAUGGAUCCUGAUGACAAAAAGCCACUGAAAACCUUGUGCAACUUCUACCAAAACCCUCUUUUCUUUGUAUAUGAGGACACCACUCUUGAUGUCAUGUUCAAUGAGUUCAAAGAAGGCAGUAAGGGACAUCUAGCAUUUGUGCAACGGGUGCACACAGAUACUGAGAAGGAUCCUUACUAUGAAGUUCUUGGGAUUGUGACGUUGGAAGAUGUCAUAGAAGAAAUCAUUCAGGCUGAGAUCAUGGAUGAGACAGAUGUCUUUACUGACAAUCGUACUUGGAAGAAAAGGUUGCGAAAUGAACUCAAGCAUGAUUUCUCAGUCUUUGCACAGCAUAGACAUAUCCAUCGGGUUCAGAUUUCACCUCAACUUGCUCUUGCUGGAAAACCAGCUGACUAUUUUGUGCUCAUUCUUGAAGGCAGAGUUUCUGUUUUGGCCACACAAGAGAACCUGACCUUUGAAUCUGGGCCUUUUUCUCACUUUGGCACCCAGGCCCUCACUUUCACAGAAGUGAAGUUGGAUCAUCUACCUGAUGAUGCUGAGGCUUACUACAUCUGUGUAAAAGGCAACAGUCCAAGUGAACCUACAUGGAUCCAUCAGGGUGAUGAGAUUGGAGUCAAAAUUGGGACAUACGUCAAGCUUGUACCCAUCUGGUUGAACAUCCUCGGCAUUAUUUUCCUACUCCUCUUUUCAGGACUUUUAUCAGGCCUGAACCUGGGACUUAUGGCUCUUGAUCAAACAGAACUGAAAAUCGUUUCCAAAGUAGGAAAUGAGAAGGAAAAGCAUUAUGCUGAAGUUAUAUUACCUCUGAGGCACUUGGGAAAUUACCUUCUAUGUUCUAUCCUUUUGGGAAAUGUGGUAUUAAAUUCUACAUUGACUAUCCUGCUGGAUGAUCAAUUGGAAGGCUUAAUAGCAGUUGUUGUGUCAUCCUUGGGUAUCACCAUAUUUGGAGAGAUUCUUCCUCAAGCAAUCUGCUCUCGCUAUGGGCUUGCCAUAGGAGCUUGGACCUCAUGGAUAACAAAAAUUGUGAUGGUGCUCACUUUCCCCCUGUCAUUUCCCAUCAGUAAAGCGCUUGACUUGGUCCUUGGUGAAGAGAUUGGAAAUAUUUAUGACCGUGAACGUCUCAAGGAACUUUUACUGGAUAUCCACAAGGAAGAGGUAGAUAUUAUUGCUGGUGCACUUGAUCUAAGGAAGAAAACUGUCAUUGAUAUUAUGACCUGGUUGGAUGAUGUCUUCAUGCUCCCCUAUGAUGCUGUAUUGGAUUUCAGUGCUCUCUCUGAAAUACGAAGACAAGGCAAGCAAGUCACUUACCAUUACAUUUUUGUAGGUUAUUCACGGGUACCCAUCUAUGAUGGGUCUCGUAACAACAUAGUCUCAGUGCUUUAUGUCAAGGACUUGGUGUUCAUGGAUCCUGAUGACAACAAGCCACUGAAAACCUUGUGCAAAUUCUACCAGAACCCUCUCUUCCUUGUGCUUGAGGAUACCACUCUUGAUAUCAUGUUCAAUGAGUUCAAAGAAGGCAGUAAGGGGCACAUGGCAUUUGUGCAACGUGUGAAUAAAAAUAGUGAUAAGGAUCCUUUUUAUGAAGUUCUUGGGAUUGUGACAUUGGAAGAUGUCAUAGAAGAAAUCAUUCAGGCUGAGAUCAUGGAUGAGACAGAUGUGUUCACUGACAAUCGUACUUGGAAGAAGAGGUUGCGAAAUGAGCUCAAGCAUGAUUUCUCUGUCUUCGCUCACCCUCGAUAUGUUCAUAGUGUUCAGAUUCCACCUCAGCUUGCUGUUGCAGCCUACCAAUUCCUUUCAACAUCUGUGGAUGCUUUUAAGCCAUCCUUGAUAUCAGACCGGAUCUUGCAGCAGCUGAUCAAUCUUGAUGUGGCCCGUCAGAUAAAAGUAUGCCACUGCUUCUUAAAUGACAUAUUCCUUUUGAUUUCAUUGUCCUUUACAGCUUGGAGAGAUUCAUUGAUAUUUCAGGGAAAGCCAGCUGACUAUUUUGUGCUCAUCCUUGAGGGCAGAGUGUCUGUUCUGGCCACUCAAGAGAACCUGACUUUUGAGGCUGGGCCUUUUACUUAUUUUGGCACCCAGGCACUUACUCUUAAUUUAGAAUCAGUGUCAUCUAUUAACGGGCCAUCAGCAGAAAGGAUGAUGUCCAACACACCUGAUGGAACAGUAUCAAGUAUCACUGGAUGGACAACCAGCAAUGUCCUAUCUCUACCCAGGCAGGAAUCUUGCUCCAGUAACUCAUCUUACCGGUUCCCUCUGUCACGGCAGAAUUCACAGAUUACCUUUGUCCCAGACUACUCUGUGAGAGCUGUGACAGAUGUUCUCUACCUUUCCAUCAGACAUCUGUUAUAUCAUGCUGCUUUCCAGGCCUCCAUUCUGUACAGUCAGAAGAAAGAAGAGGAGGCUGUGCAAAUAGAAUCCGCCUUAGAAAAGAUUUCAAAAGUUGGAGAAGACCGCUGUUCAUCUCCACGUUCACCCCUUGUUAGGAAUGAAGACAUGAAAUCGCCUCAAGAUUCCAGUUCCAGCAAUGGCCAUUCACCUAUCUUCACUAACUCUGUGGCAGGGAAUUUGUAAUCUGAGAUACUUAUUGCCAUCAAAGUAACAUGCCAUGAGCAAGAAUUCUAAAUUUCAUAUGAAGGUAGAAAAUUCAUUAGGAAAGUCUGGUCUUGAAAAUGACAUUAACUCCCUGUGACUGCUAAGUGAUUCUUGAUGAUCAAUUGGUGAACCCUCUUUUUUCCACCAUCAUGCAAUUUACUUGUGGUCACAGGAUAAUCUGAGUAUCCCUUCUUUCCAUCUCCAUCCCCCUUCUCUAUUAGUCUGCAUAUAUGAGCAACUGGAAUCUAACCACUUAGCUUGUCCUAAUCCUCCUGAUACAUAGAAAAGUCCUUUAUGGAGAUCUGAAAUGUGCUGCUCCUAUUAGGGAUACAUUUAGAGCUUCAGCAUCACAUUCAUGAUGUUUUAAAAGCUGACAAGCUUGAAUUUUAACUGUGCGAUGGAG